CGACCGACAACGACCUCAAGUUUCAGUCGCCAAACAAUCUUCUAGAAACCUCCCUCAACACACAUCUGCUUGUCACAGUAUCCAAAAUGACAAACAGAGGCAAGCCCCGCGGUCUUAACGCCGCCCGUAAGCUCGUCGCCGCCCGCAAGGAAGGUAGAUGGGCCGAUCUUCACUACAAGAAGCGACUCCUCGGUACCGCCUACAAGUCCUCUCCCUUCGGUGGGUCCUCUCACGCCAAGGGUAUCGUCCUCGAAAAAGUCGGUGUCGAAGCCAAACAGCCAAACUCUGCCAUUCGAAAAUGUGUUAGGGUUCAAUUGAUCAAGAACGGAAAGAAGGUCACCGCUUUCGUCCCCAACGACGGUUGCUUGAACUUUGUCGACGAAAACGAUGAAGUCCUCCUGGCUGGUUUCGGUCGAAAGGGUAAAGCCAAGGGUGAUAUUCCCGGUGUACGAUUCAAGGUCGUCAAGGUCUCGGGUGUCGGUUUGAGCGCCUUGUGGAAGGAGAAGAAGGAGAAGCCCAGAUCGUAGAUCUUGUUGGGGCUUUUCUGUUGCUGUUUGGGGGAAGUGGGAAGAAAGGGUUUCGUCAGGGGCUAAGGAAAAGGCGGACGAAGAGAAGAGAAAACUAGGCGCCUACCAAUUUCGACGGACAGCUGAAUCUCCGACACACGACAACGGCUGAAUGACGGAGCGCGAAACGAGUUUUAAACCCUCCCCUGCGAGUGAACGUCACGAUACCACCAAAGAGAGAAAAACAAUACAUUGGGGAGUCACACAAAAUGGGUCGUGUAUUUUGUGGUUUCCCCGAAACAAAACAAAAUGGGUGCAAUGGGACGAGGGAUCCGUCUUUAGAAACAUGAGCACCCGAUGAAUGCACUUUUGAUAGAUUGGUUCAAAGACUAUCAAAAUGUCAAUUACUUGAAACAUUGAAACAAAAAAUCCCUGAACUGCUUUUCUUUUAAGCAAAAGCUUACGUCGGCGCAGUGCAUAUUACUCUAUUCU
Messenger RNA from Exophiala oligosperma, 998 nucleotides. RefSeq names its product 40S ribosomal protein S23. Bases 87 to 527 code for a protein of 146 amino acids. Gene Ontology annotation, biological process: translation. The record is from RefSeq and is a predicted model, not a curated record. NCBI's taxonomy places the organism in Eukaryota, Fungi, Ascomycota, Eurotiomycetes, Chaetothyriales, Herpotrichiellaceae. The transcript has 3 exons. Gene Ontology annotation, molecular function: structural constituent of ribosome. Gene Ontology annotation, cellular component: ribosome; cytosolic small ribosomal subunit.